Molecule: messenger RNA, 4693 nt
Organism: Epinephelus moara (kelp grouper)
Lineage: Eukaryota; Metazoa; Chordata; Actinopteri; Perciformes; Serranidae
Gene: nbn
Product: nibrin
Exons: 17
Coding region: 131-2689 (852 amino acids)
Biological process (GO): telomere maintenance; mitotic G2 DNA damage checkpoint signaling; double-strand break repair via homologous recombination
Cellular component (GO): Mre11 complex; nucleus
Molecular function (GO): damaged DNA binding; protein binding
Source: RefSeq, a predicted model, not a curated record
UCACACAGUGGCGCGCUGUAAAUGUCCACUUUAUGGUAGUUGCUGUAAAUUGGCUGCAGUUUUAAAAAGUUGCCUGAUUCGUGACUUAUCGCUGGUUUGAAUCAAUAAACAGGCAACAGAAGGCAGUGAAAUGUGGAUACUGACACCCCUGGAGCCUGGAGGUGAGACCCACUAUCUCCUCUCCAGUAAGGAGUACGUGGUGGGGCGCAAGAACUGUGACAUCCUCCUCCACAAUGACCAGUCCAUCAGCAGGGCUCACGCUCACCUCACUGCUACUGACCAGGCUCUGACUCUAAAGGAUUCUUCCAAAUACGGUUCAUUUGUCAACGACCAGCGCGUGGCAGAGAACACAUCGGUGAACCUGAGGUCAGGGGACAAUGUUACAUUUGGGGUUUUUCAAAGCAAAUUCAGCGUGCACCAUCAGAAGCCAGUGGUGUGUUCCUCGUGUUUGGACAAUGAUGGCAAGGCGUCGCUCUCUCAGGCUGUGUUGGCUUUGGGUGGAAAGCUGGUCAACAGCUGGACUGAGGACUGCACCCACCUGGUCAUGCCCACCACUAAAGUCACCAUCAAGACUAUUUCUGCCCUGCUGUGUUGUCGUCCCAUCGUGAAGCCAGAGUUCUUCUCAGAGCUCAGCAAAGCCGCUCAGCAGAAAUUACCCCCUCCCAAAGCUGAGAGUUUCAUCCCUGAGAUCGAUGAGCCCAGCCUGAGUAAAGAGGAUGUUAACAUUGGAGUGAUUCCACUUCGCAAACAGCUUUUCACCGGAAAGACCUUCAUAUUCCUCAGUGCCAAACAACUGAAGCGGCUGAGUGCAGCAGUGGGUUUUGGAGGUGGCAGGAGCCAGCUGCUGCAGGAGGGCUCGCUGCCCCGGGGCCUGCUAGAGUCUGCACAGAGCUGUGUGGUCGAUGUUACGACAGGCAGCUCCCAAACUCUGCUUUCUUCCUCUACCACGGAGUGGGCAAACUCUGUAAAUAACAUUGUUCAAAGGAAAGGCCUCAGAGUCAUCACAGAGUCUGAAAUCGGUUUGGCUGCCAUCUAUGCUUCUUGUGACAAGUAUUGCAAUCCGUCCAGUGUGGCGCUAGACUCAGAGUCAGCACCAAAAGUGGAACCCAGAAUCCCGAGUGCUUCGCUGUCACAGAGCGUUGCGGUGAAUGAGACUGUGUUACCGGCAGCAUCUCAGAACAUCACGGCUUACGCAGCAAACACAGAGCCAUCACAGGGGAAAGAGCUGAGAGAAGUCACAGGGGUGGUGGCGGUGGGGGAGACUCCUGAGAAAAAGCAAAACCAGAGCGGCAGUCAGCUACGUGGAUCCAAACCCGAAGCUCAGAAGAUGCCCACUCAGUGCGUUGUGGCUGACACAAUGAGCUCAUCGUUCAACGCUACCAAGAACACGGACUCACCGUGGAAAAAGCCCGAGACAAAACCAACAGUUUCAGGUGCAGGCAGUAGUGGCAUCAGGUCCCAGCCAUCUGCUCCCUGGACCAAUGGUGGCAAGAAGACAUUCGUACAGAGGCAGUCUCCUCAGAAACAGAAAAACUCUGCACAAGCUUCCCCACAGAAACAAUCAACUCUGACCAACUUCUUUCAAACAGUCAAUAAGAAGAGGCCUUUGGAGGACGAGCUCUGUGCUGUCACGUCAGAGUCAAAACGGCCUGUACUGGAAUCAUCCGUCGGCAUACAGGCACCAAACACUUCAGCCACAUCUGAAGAAACAUACUCACGUUCAGACAGAGCCCCUGCAACAACAUCCCAGACUGCACUGGGGUCAGCAGCUGACCUUUUUGUUGGACGGUCAGAGGUCUCCCAAGCUGUCCCGGAGCAGCCACGGAGUAGAAAGAGGAAGGAGUUGGAAGAAGACAUACACAUGGAUGAACUGGAGUCUAUUAUGUCUCUGGAUAUGGACUUCGGCGAUGAGCAGCCCUCAGGCAAUCAGGGCCAGAAAGCGCCGCUAACAGUGCACAGUACAACCAAACAGAAACAAAGUUCAAAUACUGCGGAGGCUUCGUCUUUGAGCAAGAGGCAGCGGGUCCUCGUAGAGGAAACAGGAAAGAACCAGAGGUCGCAGGUGGGCCUGGAAAAAGAGUCAGAUUCCCAUAAGCACCAAAAAACUCCACCACAUAUUGUCUCCAUCAAGAAAGAGAAGGUUGAUCCUUUAGAGCACAGGAAAACUAAUCAGGAGUCCAGCAAACCUCAGGAAGUGUCAUCCGCCAGUACAAGUAAAAACCUCCAGGCCUUUGAUGAUGAUGAGGCGUCUUUCAUUGAGGAUUUAGCGCUACUUGAAGGAGAUAUUACCGAGCCUAAAGAAGAGACUAAGACCCCUCUGAAACCGGUUACAGUCAAACAGGAGGUCCAAGAGUCGAAGAUUGAUGAAGACCUUCCUAAAAAGCUGGUGCUAGUGGAGUUUAGAUCUCUGACUGUGUCUGCACCUCCCAAAACCAAACCACAGAUGAUGCAGAGCAACGGCUACGCAAAGAACUUCAAAUGUUUCCGCAAGGUCUGCGUGUCAAAUGCAGAGGGCCGAGCCCACAUCAUCAGAGGGUCUGAUCUGCUGGUUCACAACCGGGGCAAAAACUCUGAUCUGGAUGAAUGGCUGAAAGAUGCAGCAGAGGAGGAGCGUCAGAACAGACGGGAUGAGAGCGCUGGAGAUGACCUCUUCAGGUACAACCCCACCAAACUAACCAGGAGAAGAUGAAAUGCCUUCAUCUCAACGUCCUACAGAGGGAAAUCAUUUCAGAGGCACAGGAAGUAUGUCAGACUUCAUCAACACCGUAUAAAAAGGACUCCAGAAAUAAUAAUUUGAAAGAUAAAUCCUGAUAUCUGUGUGUCAAAUGUAACUGUGUGAUAGCUGCUUAUAUAAUCAGAAAUGUUUGUCAGUGUUUUGUUUUGCUGUUCUUCCUGUUCUAUCUAUAAAUGUCACUAAUGAAGCCACUGACAGCGAACAAUGUAACAAAACAGUCACAUGUUCAGAGAUUUUUUCUCAAAGUUUUAUUUGUCAAUAAUAAAAAAAUGCGGCAUACAAAACAUUAAAAACUCUUCAAUUGUACAAGAGAGCGUUAAAACUCUACAUGCUGAAAGCAGCUUUUCCUUCGCUUUGAAGUUAAGACCAAAUGUGUUCCCUGGUUUUAUCUGAACAAGAAACUCAAGAGGGAUUCAAGUUGCCAUUUCUUAAACGAUCUCCGUCGAGCCUUCAGGCACUUUUACAGAUCUGAAACUGUACAGAUAAGUAGUCGUCAUGCCAAAACGUUUACAGGCCUUUCUGUGCAGAUAGUCGAUGCCCACCUGUCACUUCAUAUCCAAGGCCAGUGCCAGCAUUCAGCAGUUGUGCGGUAACAAAAAAUUUUUUUUUAAGAGCAGCAGAGUGCCAAAAGGAAGAAGGAAACUGGCCCUUAUACAUCAUUCUGUUCUCUAAAUUACAAUGGGAUUAUUUUGCUUAUUACUUUGGGAUUAAAGCAAAUUUUCUACCAAAUACUUGCGAGUUGCUUUCAAACAUCCGUACGAAUCUAUGCUAAAAUGUGAAGCAUAUGGAUGGACACACAAUAAACCUGUUGGUGCUUCAUCAAGCAUACAGAUUGCACUUGGAGUUGAAGCAACCUGGGUCAUAUUUUUAUCCUUUGAAGGUCCACUGUGUAAGAUUUAGGGGGGUUUACUGGAAUCUAGUGGUGAGGAUUGCAACCAUCUGAAACUUUUCCCAGUUUGAAUUCCUUCAGUGUUCAGGAGGUUUUUACCAGGAGCUGAAUCAUCCGCAGAGGUCUCUUCCUCUAAAACAAACCGACCAGGUGAUUAAAAGCAGAAAAUAAAACACGGAAUAAAGCAUUUUCACGUUAUAAAAAGUGUUUGGCACUUUGCAGACGGGCAGCUAGACCAGCACCUGCUAAUUUGUGCUCACCUUUUUCCUUUGAUAACUUAAGAUCCAGACAUUUUGGAGGCUUUUACCAUGAGCCGAAUUAGAGGUCUCCUUCUCUCUAAAACAAAUGCACCAGGUGAUUUUAAGCCGGUAAAAACACAGAAUGAAACAGUUUAACAUUAAAAAAAUCAAUGUUUUUCAGAUGCUGCUUGUCACAAAGGGGCUUCCAACUAUAAAGGCCAACGCGAAAAUACGAAUGGCCCAUCAAGAGCAAGUGUUUUAUUUGUCCUUUUAGGGCCACUGUAGAAAAACAUGGCAGUGCAGCAUGGAGAUCUCCAUGGACGAGGACCAUGAUUCUUAUUUUCAGGUGAUUAUACACGAAGAAAAAUAUUUUAUAUUCAAUUUCCACCAGUACAUCCCCCUAAAUCCUACACACUGGACCUUUAACUAAAUUCAAAACAAUAAUAAGAGUUAUCUCCACUUUUGAGUCACCCAGUCUGCAGUCCUUACACGUACUCUUUCCUGUCUUCUGCUCACAGCAGCUGCUGCAAGGCAAUGGUUCAUGCCUGCAUGCAUAUAUUUAAUAUUCAUAUCAAAACAAUAUUCAGAAGUCAGUGAAAAAAGCAUCAAGGAAUAAUUCAGCAGAAAUUCAAUUUUCAACACAAGUAACAACAUUUCCACUAGUUACUGUUAUGUGAUUACCAAAACUUAUACAGUAAUGUGUUAAACUACUAACUUUGUUAGUGGAAAAAGUAAUGUGACUACAGUAACAUGUUAUUUUAGUAAUGCAUUGCCCCCAACACUGACUCUGACUACCAUAUUGUAUAGAAGGGGGGGGGGGGGGGGGGGGGG